Cavia porcellus (domestic guinea pig) is the source of this 6628-nucleotide messenger RNA. RefSeq names its product EFR3 homolog B (gene Efr3b). The transcript has 23 exons. Gene Ontology annotation, cellular component: plasma membrane. NCBI's taxonomy places the organism in Eukaryota, Metazoa, Chordata, Mammalia, Rodentia, Caviidae. The record is from RefSeq and is a predicted model, not a curated record. Gene Ontology annotation, biological process: protein localization to plasma membrane. The coding region runs from base 121 to 2574 and encodes 817 amino acids.
CGGCCCGCCCCGCCCCGCCCCGCCGGCCCGCCGCGCUGUGAAUGAAGGCAGGCGCCGCCGCGAGCCGGCUGCCAGCCACACGGCCCCGCCGGCCUCCCGGGAGGCGCGCGCCCCGCGGAGAUGUACGGUGUGUGUGGCUGCUGUGGUGCCCUUCGGCCCAGAUACAAGAGGCUGGUUGACAACAUCUUCCCCGAGGAUCCUGAGGAUGGCUUGGUAAAGACAAACAUGGAGAAACUGACCUUCUAUGCCCUGUCCGCCCCGGAAAAGCUAGACCGCAUCGGCGCCUACCUCUCCGAGCGGCUCAUCCGCGACGUGGGCCGUCACCGAUAUGGGUACGUGUGCAUCGCCAUGGAGGCGCUGGACCAGCUGCUCAUGGCCUGCCACUGCCAGAGCAUCAACCUCUUCGUGGAGAGUUUCCUCAAGAUGGUGGCCAAGCUGCUGGAGUCAGAGAAGCCCAACCUGCAGAUCCUCGGCACCAACUCGUUCGUUAAGUUCGCCAACAUCGAGGAGGACACGCCAUCCUAUCAUCGGAGCUAUGACUUCUUCGUGUCCCGGUUCAGUGAAAUGUGCCACUCGAGCCACGAUGACUUGGAAAUCAAGACAAAAAUCCGAAUGUCGGGCAUCAAAGGUCUACAGGGGGUGGUCAGGAAGACGGUGAACGAUGAACUGCAGGCCAAUAUCUGGGACCCGCAGCACAUGGACAAGAUCGUCCCCUCGCUGCUUUUCAACCUGCAGCACGUGGAGGAGGCAGAGAGCCGGUCUCCCUCACCCCUCCAAGCACCAGAGAAGGAGAAGGAGAACCCGGCAGAGCUGGCAGAGAGGUGCCUGAGGGAGCUGCUGGGCCGGGCAGCCUUCGGCAACAUCAAAAACGCCAUCAAGCCCGUUCUCAUCCAUCUGGAUAACCACUCCCUGUGGGAACCCAAGGUGUUCGCCAUCCGCUGCUUCAAAAUCAUCAUGUACUCCAUUCAGCCGCAGCACUCCCACCUGGUUAUCCAGCAGCUCCUGAGCCACCUGGAUGCCAACAGCCGCAGCGCGGCGACGGUGCGCGCGGGCAUCGUGGAGGUCCUGUCGGAAGCUGCGGUCAUCGCCGCCACCGGCUCUGUGGGGCCCACGGUGCUGGAGAUGUUUAACACGCUGCUGAGGCAGCUGCGGCUCAGCAUCGACUACGCGCUGACGGGGAGCUACGAUGGGGCGCUGAGCCUGGGCACCAAGAUCAUCAAGGAGCACGAGGAGCGCAUGUUCCAGGAGGCCGUCAUCAAGACCAUCGGCUCCUUUGCCAGCACGCUGCCCACCUACCAGCGCUCCGAGGUGAUCCUCUUCAUAAUGAGCAAGGUGCCGCUGCCCUCCCUGCACCAUGUGGUGGACUCCGGCAGGACAGGGGAGAACAGGAACCGGCUGACCCAAAUUAUGCUGCUGAAAUCCCUCCUUCAGGUGUCCACAGGUUUCCAGUGCAGCAACAUGAUGUCAGCCCUGCCCAGCAACUUUCUGGACCGCCUUCUCUCCACUGCUCUCAUGGAGGAUGCCGAAAUCCGCCUCUUUGUUCUGGAGAUUCUCAUCAGUUUCAUUGAUCGUCAUGGCAACCGCCACAAGUUCUCUACCAUCAGUACCCUCAGUGACAUCUCAGUCCUGAAGCUCAAAGUGGACAAGUGCUCCCGACAGGACACCGUCUUCAUGAAGAAGCACUCGCAGCAGCUGUACAGGCACAUCUACCUGAGCUGCAAGGAGGACACGAACGUGCAGAAGCACUACGAGGCGCUCUACGGCCUGCUGGCGCUCAUCAGCAUCGAGCUGGCCAACGAGGAGGUGGUGGUGGACCUCAUCCGCCUGGUGCUGGCCGUGCAGGAUGUGGCCCAGGUCAACGAGGAGAACUUACCCGUGUACAACCGCUGUGCGCUCUACGCCCUGGGAGCAGCCUACCUGAACCUCAUCAGCCAGCUCACCACGGUGCCCGCCUUCUGCCAGCACAUCCACGAGGUGAUAGAGACCAGGAAGAAGGAGGCGCCGUACAUGCUCCCCGAGGAUGUGUUUGUGGAGAGGCCCAGGUUGUCGCACAGUCUCGAUGGUGUGGUGAUUGAGUUCCUCUUCCGCCAGAGCAAGAUUAGUGAGGUGCUGGGGGGCAGUGGCUACAAUUCGGACCGGCUCUGCCUGCCCUACAUCCCUCAGCUGACAGAUGAGGAUCGCUUAUCCAAGAGAAAGAGCAUUGGAGAGACCAUUUCCCUGCAGGUGGAGGUGGAAUCCAGGAACAGCCCGGAGAAGGAGGAGCGUGUGCCGGCCGAGGAGAUCACCUACGAGACCCUGAAGAAGGCCAUCGUGGACAGUGUGGCGGUGGAGGAGCAGGAACGCGAGCGACGGCGGCAAGUGGUGGAGAAAUUCCAGAAGGCGCCCUUCGAGGAGAUCGCAGCCCACUGCGGGGCCCGGGCAUCACUGCUGCAGAGCAGACUCAACCAGAUCUUUGAAAUCACCAUCCGGCCCCCGCCGAGCCCGUCGGGAACCAUCACCGCUGCCUACGGCCAGCCUCAGAACCACUCCAUACCCGUCUACGAGAUGAAGUUUCCUGACCUGUGUGUGUACUGAGCUCCCGGAGAUGAAGCUCCUCGCAGGGAUGGGGGCUGAGGGAAGGGCUGACCCUCACACCCAUCCCUGCCCUUGAAAAUCUAGCUGGGAUAUCUGACAGCUGGCCCCUCCCAGCUAAGUAAAGGCAAAGCCUCCAGGUCCCUCCAGAACAUCACCACCCUCCUGCCUCCGGCCUCCCCUGGGGAAGACCCAGGCGCCUGCCCCUCUCCGGUGCCCUCCUCCUUCUCUUCCUUCAGCCAGGGUGGAGCAUCGUGGGGUGGGCUCUAGAGAGAAAGGGGAGGGAAGCUAGGCUUGGGGUUGGCGGGGUGAAGGGCUUCCACUGAGGCUGCAUCUCAGGGCUCGUCUGGUGUCCCCAGAGAAGGCAGCAGCUGGAGACCUGAUUGGUCCAAGGAGGAACCAGUGCGAGCUCCCCUUGGAAAGGAGAGGUGAGAGCCGAGUCACAGGAGUCUCCCCCUCCCUGGCUGGUCCUCAGCUGUCUGCUCUUUCUACUGCAAUUUGACAUGGAGGCGCUUGCCGCUGGAACUGGGGACGGAGACAAGCCAGACGGGGCCAUGAAGAGGAACGCGGGGGAGCAGGCCUGGGGUGGGAGGAGGCUGGUUCUGCCGACUGUCCCUGGCACAAGGGGACGAGUUGCGUCCUUCUAUAGCAUCUCUCCUCCUUUGUUCAGAGGGAGUUGUAGGGGGUGCUCUCUGUUUUCUGAGUGUUGGUCUUUGAGUUACUUGGGCUCUCUCUCUGUUUUUCUCCCAAGGAUCCUAAGGAGUUUCCACAACCUGUGGGUUGAGGGAAGGCAGAAAAAGAUAGUGUGGUUCAGUGAUGGAGAACCUUUUGGAGUUUCUGGUCCUAGCAAACGGCCAGCUAUGGUGUGCAUGCGUGGGUUCCCACCACCCGUCUAGUUCUAGGUGACUCAAGUGGGUGAAGUGCAGGGGCCCCGAGGCCUGCCCACAGGGUCUCUGAGGAUGGUCUCCCAGCUUGGCUGGGGGAGCAAGUCGAGGGGGGAGUUGGGCAAGCAGCCUUUGGGGCUCAGGAGCCAAUCUGUCGGAUGUUCCAGUCGAGGAAAUGGAGCCGGCACCUGCUAUUCAAGUGAUUUCUCACUCUGGAAAACUGGGGUGCCUGUGCCACCUGGCAUUGGAAGAGGCAAUGGAGACCCCUUUAGGUUCCGGGCUUCUGUUUCCCGAGUGCCACUUGUUUGUCCCUGCUGGCCGCAGACCCAGAGCUGGGCAGGGCAUGGAAAAGGCCGCGUGCCGAGCUCCACCUCUCCGACCCUUCCUCUGAGUGCCUUUGGGUAUCCUGGUGUCUGUGGAAGCAGCAGCCCGCUGUGGUCAAGAGGAGCCUUUUCUUCCCAAGCUUUGCCUGUCUUUCCUGAGCUGACGUAACUCACAGCGAGGUGUAAAUGGUCAGAUGUUCCCUGCGUGGAGAAUUUGUGUUUAAAGGGAGACAGUACAUUUCUUGACCCACAAGAACCCAUUUUUUGGGUACAUUUUAGGCAGUACAGCAAGGGGUCAGAAGGAGGCUGUGUCUGCUCCAGGCUGGCAAGCUCCCCAGGACACCCUCAGGUCACACCCUGCACAGUGACCAAAGGGCCAUCAGGGCAGAUGGGUGCAGAAUCCUAACACACCGCACCGUGGUAAAUGUUGGGGCAGGGGCUUCUGAGCCUUUGUCCACACUUCCCCGAGACAUCUCUUCCCCAGGGUCACUGUCCCGGCUGUGGGCCUGUGGCUUCUGCAUGGCCUGCAUGAUCACAGGCCUGGGCUGGGGAUAGGCUCCUGCUCCCCAAGGCUUUGGGGCUAUCUUUUGUGGUUUUUGUGUAACUUAUGCUCAAUGCAACUCUACAGGCAUGAAUUUAGAUUUCUAAUUCUCAUAAAGAAACCAAGUUUAAAAUAAAUUUAAACAAACUUAAAGGCAAAUAACCUCUAGGAAAAAAAAUGAAGGAAAAUCUAAACUUUGAGCCACAAACGUCUUCCCUCAUCAGAUCUUUCCAUCUCUUACGCACCCUUGGCUAACAGAGGGGACUCCCCAUGUCUUCCUCGUAUCCAGGCAGCAUUAAGGUUACUCCGAGCAUUGCCUGUGGGGCCCUGGUUCUGGGACUCAAGACACUUCCUGGAAUCAUCUUCCUUCUAAAGGCAGCUUUAGAACCAGAGACCUUGAGGUCUGCUCAGACUUCUCAGUCUCUCACCUACUGCUGGGAAGAGAGAGAAGAAAAGCCUAAGAAAAGGCUUCUUAGGCCGCCUAGACCUCCGUCUCAGCUAGUAGCUUCCUCCACGCUGUGGCUGCUGAGCAAAGACUCGCUGCUUUCAGAGAACCAGCUGUGUCCUGCACAUUCUUGUCUGUUUCGGUUUAAAGUUAUGCUCAGUAGACUCUUAGGAUGCCUGCCGAAGUGGAGUGGACUUUGGAUUCUGGUCAACUAUACCUCAGAAUCAGGAUGUUUAAGGGGAGCAUCACCUUGGACAGAAUUAAAUAGUGAAUACAGUGAUGCCUGUCACCCCAUCACAAGGCCUGGAGAGACCAGAGUGAAGUUGAGUGGGAUCCAGAGGUGGAAGCUUGUGUCCCUGUCUCCAGCCUACUGUCCCUGCAGCCUGCCUUCUAGGCCCUCUGAAUACACUGUCUUGUGCCCCAUUGUUUUGCCCUUCUGUGAGCAUGAGCCAGGAGGAACCCGCCAGCGCAUUGAGACCAGCUGCCUGCAAAAGCUACCAGAGACUCUCUCUGGCUUUGUGGGUAAGGGACAGGGCAGUCAGCAUCCUGCUGGUAGAACUUAAAAGGCCUUGAAUGUAUUUGAGAGUUGGAAAUUCUGUUAAUUUGAUUGGGUCAUAAAAGUGGAUGAGAAGCAGCCAAGUGUCCCCGUAGUCCCAGGGGAGCUGGUCUCAGUGCCCUGGGCUUGUUCCCAGUUUCCUCUCUGUGAUGAGAUAAGUGGUUUCUUCCCAAACUGCCUCCUCACCAGGGGUGGAGCCUAUGCAGAAAACCCCUCCAUACUCCCCUGUCCAGCUUCUCCCCGCUACCUGUAUACAAAUCGGUGAGCAGGGCAAGGUGGGGCCUGGGACCAGCGAACAGGCACGGCACCGUGUCGUGUUUGUGCUGCCUUUUGUCCUGGCUGUGCCAGGGCCACAGGACACAUUUCAACCAGAGUAGGUGUCCGAACAGCCUGUAGGUUUCUUUAGACACAGACCUCUGGGCUGUGGGGGCGCAGGGCUGGUCUUGCCUUUGUUGUCCCCAGGCCUUGUGACCAACUUGAGGUACGAGGCUGUUUUUCCCAGUUUUUUCUUGUGACCAGGAAAUGUGACCAGGGGGCCUGCUGAGGAGAGCCAGACCUGGGCUGUUGGGCUGAGUGUUGUGUUUAAAGGCAGACAGAGCUCAUCUUACCAGGGCAGGCCAUACCUGCUUCCUGUGACCUUGUCCCUGGCAGGCAGGUUCAUUCUAUUAGUCCUAGAAAUCUGGCUGCUGUGACCCUUUUUCCCAGAUCAGGCCUAGGUCAGAAGAUUGCAGGAGGGUCAUGGUGGUCCCUGUGCUGGAGCCUGACUGGCUGAGACGUGGUGCGGAGCCUCGGGGACAGGAGGAAGGACUCUGUGGCUGGAGGCACUUUCUGAGCUCUCCUGGGACAGCAGCCUGGCUGACCAGGGCUUCAUCCAGAGGACCCGGGGCUUCCUGAACCCACCACCUUCCCAUUUAGCCCUUUUUUUGACUGGAUUCUGGCGUAUGAAGUGCAGAGUUGUAGGUCGUAUAUGCUGCAGCCCAUACAUGGUGAUGUGUCUGUGUCCACCCAGCCCUUCACGACCUGGCUGAGUGUGUGUAUGUGCCUGUGUGUAUGCAUGUGUGUAACAUAGUCUGUAGUCGGCAAUAUCUGUAUAUAAUGUCUGGCAUUUAUACGUGAGUGCACAGUUAGUGCCCAUGGCAGUUUUCUGUAUUUUAAACUUAUUGCAUCAAAUUAGUUUUAUUUUAGGGAAGCAGGGAAAUAGGAGUGUGGGAAGGACUCUUAGCAAGAUCAUUCUUUAGGACAAUUAGUUGCAGUUUCCCAGGAAGCCUUCAUGAUGCCCUUUUCAAAUAAAUGUGAAUGUUGUCACUA